AUGUAUCAAAUUGCAAUCGGGAUUGCUCGAGGACUAGAAUACUUGCAUCGAGGAUGUGUUUCAAGAAUUUUGCAUCUUGAUAUCAAACCCCAAAAUAUUCUUUUGGAUGAAAACUUUUGCCCAAAAAUCUUUGAUUUUGGAUUAGCUAAAAUAUAUCAAAGGAAUGAUAGUGUUGUGUCUAUACUUGGCACAAGAGGAACUAUAGGAUACAUAGCACCGGAAGUAUUUAGCCGAACAUAUGGUGGGGUUUUUCACAAGUCUGGGGUAUACAGUUAUGAUAUGUCAAUUCUAGAAAUGAUUGGAGGAAGAAAGAAUUAUGACAUUGGAGGUUCGUGUACUUCUAAAAUGUCCUUUCUAGAUUGGAUUUAUAAGGAUCUUGAACAAGGUAAUAACCUUGAAAAUUGUUUAGCAAACUCAGAAGAAGAAAAUGACAUGGUGAGACAAAUUACUAUGCUAAUUAGAGAUCAAGUAGUGAAGAUGAUGAAGAUGAAAGUUGUGUGUGCAAUGUUGCUAAUGGUAGUCCUCAUGGUUGAAGUGGCUACCAUUGCUGAGGCUGUGAACUGUAACCCACUAGAAUUGAGCCCAUGUCUAGGGGCAAUUACGUCAGAUUCUCCACCUUCUGCUGAAUGUUGCAACAAAUUGAAGGAGCAAAUACCAUGCUUAUGUGAAUAUAUCAAAAAUCCAAUGUUGAGCCCAUAUGUUAAUUCUCCUGGCUCUAAAAGGGUUGCUAGUGCUUGUGGUGUUGACACCCCACAAUGUUAA
Trifolium pratense (red clover) is the source of this 762-nucleotide messenger RNA. Its product is annotated as LEAF RUST 10 DISEASE-RESISTANCE LOCUS RECEPTOR-LIKE PROTEIN KINASE-like 2.4. Gene Ontology annotation, molecular function: protein kinase activity; ATP binding. The coding region runs from base 1 to 762 and encodes 253 amino acids. Gene Ontology annotation, biological process: lipid transport; protein phosphorylation. NCBI's taxonomy places the organism in Eukaryota, Viridiplantae, Streptophyta, Magnoliopsida, Fabales, Fabaceae. The record is from RefSeq and is a predicted model, not a curated record. The transcript is spliced from 2 exons.